Rotaria sp. Silwood2 is the source of this 645-nucleotide messenger RNA. Lineage: Eukaryota; Metazoa; Rotifera; Eurotatoria; Philodinida; Philodinidae. The record is from the annotation of a GenBank genome assembly.
AUGACUAACGAGAAUAUCAUCGAAGAAAUAAGUGAGAUUUGGAAUCUGACCAUGGCUAUUCUCACUGUAGCUAUUCUUUGUCCAUGGCACACUACAAUAAGUCUCACUUUAGUCUACAUAGCAUUUUUCUUUGGUUAUAUACGACAAUGUGGUCGAGAUUUUCUCAAAUUUCGUAUCGAAGCAAAUAAAAGAUCUGAACAACUUCAGGAAAAACAUUCUCGCGUAGCUAGUCGAACAUUGGAUUAUGUAUUCCAUGGCGAACGAGUUGCAUUAAUAACUAUCACUGCUAGUUUCCAUGUUGCUAUCGGGUAUGAUCUUGGCGGUCAACUUUAUCAUCCUCUUGAAAAUCGACUAAGUUGUGGUCAAAAAACACGGUUGAUGCUUGCAAGAGCACUGAAUCAAGCUCAACAGCAUCAAAGUCAAAUACUUAUUCUUGAUAAACCUGAUCGAGGUUUGCCGAGUGAAACAACAUUUCGUAUCAUGUCGAAUAUUGGUCGAUGGUUUAAACCGAAAGGGAUUCUCUUCAUAACUUUGCACAAUGAUCGUGUUCGAGAACGAUUAUUUGUCGAUCAUUUAUUACAUAUUGAUCAUGGACAUAUUCGAUCAGUUCCAUUCAAUCGUCUUCAAAAUGACUCACCUGCUUGA